This is a messenger RNA of Colletotrichum spaethianum, 1440 nucleotides long. Its product is annotated as tuberous sclerosis 1. The record is from RefSeq and is a predicted model, not a curated record. Gene Ontology annotation, biological process: lipid biosynthetic process. Bases 1 to 1440 code for a protein of 479 amino acids. The transcript has 4 exons. Lineage: Eukaryota; Fungi; Ascomycota; Sordariomycetes; Glomerellales; Glomerellaceae.
AUGCCCAAGCUGCCCUCGUUAGUCCCGGCGGCCGUCGCCCUGCCGCUGUCCCGCGGUACAGAGUUGGUAAGAGGUGCCGUCGGUAGUUUGACCUGGGGUCCGGCUCUGUCCGUAGCCAAGCCUGCGAUCCUCUCCGUCUUCUCCAAGAUCGAGCGCGGUACGCUUCUCCUAGUUGACGAGCCUGCCGAGAUCAGGCAGGUGUUUGGUCAGAAACUGGGCGCAAAGUAUAACGAGAACCUCACGAACGGUGAACACGUUCCCCGCCGCGCAGAUGCUGUCCCUCGGGUCGAGCUGGUUGUAAAAAGUGAGGCGUUCUGGAUGCGUCUGUUCUUGUUCGCCGACAUGGGGUUUGCCGAGUCGUACAUGCUCGGUGAGAUCGAGUGCAAAGAUUUGACUGCCUUCUUCCAGCUCUUCAUUGUCAACCGUGAGGAAAUGGGCAAUGGGACAACAUGGUUUUCAAGCUUAUCCACCGCGAUCUCGAGCCUGGCACGAACCACCAACACCCUCUCGAACGCGCUCCUCAACAUUUCGGCGCAUUACGACAUUAGCAACGACAUGUUUGCUGCAUUCUUGUCUCCAGACAUGACCUAUUCGUGCCCAAUUUGGAGGACGCAUCCCGAUCCGAGCGAGCCAGAAGAGACAUUGGAAGAGGCGCAAAUGACGAAGCUGCAUCGCUUUAUUGACGGCGCCCGCAUAAAGUCAUCGGACCAUGUGUUGGAAAUCGGCACUGGUUGGGGCUCCUUUGCGAUUGAGGCGGUGAGGAAGACUGGCUGCCGAGUGACAAGCCUGACGCUCUCCAAGGAACAAAAGGCGCUUGCGGAAGAGCGCAUACAAGCAGCAGGCUUCUCCGAUCGCAUCGACGUCCGUUUGACGGACUAUCGAGCCUUGGAAACCCCGGAAAACCCUUUUGACAAGAUUGUGUCGAUCGAAAUGCUGGAAGCUGUCGGCCAGGAGUUCCUCGGGACGUACUUCGCUUGUAUGGACAGAUUGCUGAAGAAGGACGGAGGCAUUGCCGUCUUCCAGUGCAUCACCAUGCCCGAAGGCCGUCACGAGGCGUAUUCCAAAGGAGAAGAUUUCAUCAACCAUUACAUCUUCCCCGGAGGAUACCUCCCAUCGAUCACUCAGCUCCUGAACCACAUCAGCAAAGAGUCGAGAGGAACUUUAAUCGUUGAAAAUGUCGAAAACAUUGGAGGUCAUUAUUCUAAGACCCUGAGAUUGUGGAAAGAGGAGUUCAUGCGAAACUUCGACUCGAAGAUUCGACCGGCGUUGAAACGGGAACACGAAAAUAUGAGUGAAGAAGAGAUAGAUGUAUUCAGAAGGAAGUGGGAGUAUUACUUCACAUACUGUGAAGCCGGGUUCCUAACGAAGACGCUGGGUGACGUUAUAAUAACCGUGGGCCGAGAAGGUGCUCUAGAGUUGAUGGAAGGCAUUCCGCUAUGA